Messenger RNA from Chrysochloris asiatica (Cape golden mole), 792 nucleotides. RefSeq lists its product as uncharacterized. Lineage: Eukaryota; Metazoa; Chordata; Mammalia; Afrosoricida; Chrysochloridae. The coding region runs from base 1 to 792 and encodes 263 amino acids. The transcript is spliced from 5 exons. The record is from RefSeq and is a predicted model, not a curated record.
AUGGAGGCUGUGACAUGCUUCUGGUCACAGAUAGAUACCCGACAUGCCAGCCAGCCUGCCUGCAAAGAUCCCGCCGUCACCUGCCCCGUCGACUUUACUCUACACCCCAAACGCUGCCAGGCUGCCAGCUUCCGCUAUCCGCAAUUCCUCUUUCCUCCGCUAGAAAAAGAUGUUUCUGUUUCCCGGGAGGGAACAAGCAUGCCCGCUACCCGCCGUCGCAACAAUAGCCUGAAUGGGGCAGUCAGCACCAUUAAGUUCUUCCUCUCAGAGGCCUUCCUGGGCCAGCACUUUGAGGCUGUGGAGUUGGAGGGCUGCGAGCCAGAGCCAGGAGACCUCUUCCUGUUCCGGUUGAUGUCUCCUACAGGACGUUGGUGUGGGGCACACGUGGGUGUGUACUGUGGCCAGGGAGAGAUCAUCCACUUUGAGGGCAAGAACCCCGGGGGUCGUGGACUCAACACGUUUCUAGGCUCCUGGGAGGGCGUUGUGUAUAAACAGGGCCAGCGCCCGAUGCUGCGCUCUCGCUCACUCUGGCGUGUGCUGCGUAGACGCGGCGGUGUGGAUCGCGCUGCACUGGAGAGACGCGUGCGCGAGGCCAUGGACGCGGACCCACCUCUCUACCAUCCUACGCGCAGUAACUGCGUGCACUUCGCGCUGAGUCUGCUCGGCCCGAGUCCAGGCUUGCAAUCCCUCCAAAUACACAGGCGCUCCAGUGGCUCGGUCCAAAGCCCCCGAAUGAAACUAGGCACGCUAGGAGCUAAACUAGGCAUCCUCAUCGAGGGCCAACCCUUCUGA